CUUGUCAUUUUAUUAUUUUACAUGUAUACAUGUCAAACAUGAUUCUUUCAUUUAAAGUAAAAGAAAGAAAAAAAGAGGGGGGGGCAAAUGAAUAGGAUUUGAAAGGCUUACUUUAUUUAUUUUUGUGUAUGUGUGUGUGUGUUAGAGGACUUUGACUACACAAGCAGUUAAAAAGCCAUGUAGGGUUUUUUCUGGCAUUCAACCAACAGGCACACCUCAUUUAGGCAAUUACCUUGGUGCAUUAGCUAAUUGGGUUCGACUACAAAAGCCUGAUCCAGUAACAGGUCAGGUGCCCCUUAAUUAUUAUAGUAUUGUUGAUCUUCAUGCUAUCACCAUGCCUCAGGAUCCAGCUACAUUACGACAAGCCAAAUUAGACGUCACUGCUACUUUACUUGCUUGUGGGGUAGACCCGAAACAAUCUAUUUUAUUUGAACAAAGUCGAGUCAGAUCGCAUGCUGAAUUAGCAUGGAUCUUUAAUUGCAUCACACCUGUAGGUUGGUUAGGUCGUAUGACUCAGUGGAAGAGUAAACUGGAAAAAGUGAAUGGCAGCCAUGCUCACUCACUUUCUGAAGAGACCCUUAACACGGGGCUCAAAAUGGGCUUGUUUGAUUACCCUGUUCUACAGGCUGCUGAUAUUUUACUCUAUAAGGCUACACAUGUUCCUGUAGGGGAAGAUCAAAUACAACAUUUGGAAUUAACUCGCGAUAUUACAGAUAUAUUUAACAAGAGGUUUGGCAAUGUGUUUCCAAAGCCUAAUGCCAUUCUACCUCCAUCUGCCAAACGUAUCAUGUCUUUACGUGACCCUACUCAAAAGAUGUCCAAAUCGGAUCCUGCUGAUUAUUCGCGACUGAAUCUUGUUGAUCUACCAGAACUCAUUCGAUCCAAGAUUGCAAAGGCCACAACGGAUAAUAUUCGAGGUGUGUCAUAUGAUCCAGUAGAGAGACCAGGAGUUUCAAACUUGCUUAGUAUCUAUGCCGCUAUGCGUGAUAUCGAAGUAGAGGAAGCAGUGAAAGAAUGUGCUGAUAUCACGAGUACAAAGGCCUUUAAGGAUAGAGUGUCAGAUGCUAUUAUCGAAAGAUUAAGUCCUAUUCAAUCAGAGUUAGUGCGAUUACAAGCAGAUAAGGGUUAUAUAAAUAAAAUUUUAGACGAAGGUGCUGUCAAAGCGAAUGAAAUUGCAAAUAAUACAAUGGAAGAAGUUUUUAAGGCUGUUGGUUUAAAAUAAAUUACAUUUAUUGUAUUUUUUUUAACUAAAAAAGGAUAAGAAUGUACAUAUUAUAACUUAA
Molecule: messenger RNA, 1283 nt
Organism: Cokeromyces recurvatus
Lineage: Eukaryota; Fungi; Mucoromycota; Mucoromycetes; Mucorales; Mucoraceae
Product: tryptophanyl-tRNA synthetase
Exons: 1
Coding region: 335-1222 (295 amino acids)
Biological process (GO): mitochondrial tryptophanyl-tRNA aminoacylation
Cellular component (GO): mitochondrial matrix; mitochondrion
Molecular function (GO): tryptophan-tRNA ligase activity; ATP binding
Source: RefSeq, a predicted model, not a curated record